AUGGGGCAGGCGCAGUCCCGCCACGAGCGGCCAGGUGGUUUUUGGCGUCGCCGCAAGCCCCAGGCCGCAACAACACCGACCUCUGGCCAAAGGCUACCACCACCUCGUCAAGCCGACCAGAAAUCCAUGCGAUUGGAGAAGUACUACUCAGCCCGCUCCAGCAUAUCGCCAACAACGUCCAACACGACAACAGGCUCGCACGCGCCGUCCCCCAGAAUGCUCGGCGACACCAUGGCGGACACCGGCGGAAGCAAGGCUGACAAUGACAAGCCUGACAAGAUGGAAGUUGACAAGACCGAGAGACAGGCUUCCAGCCCAUGCGAUCAAUCCAUGACCGACUUGCCAGACGAGCCCAGCAAGCCCAGCAAGCCCAGCAAGCCCAACAAGACCGAGGUGCCUGUCAAGCCCGACGUGUUGGACGCGUCUGGCCAGCCCGACGACCCUGCGCGAGCUUUUGCCCCUCCUACUCGACCUGCCCUCGAGCGCCAGAAUACCCCUCCACAUCGAAUUAAGAUCUGGACCCCAGAUGCGUGGCAACGCGAGCGCUGUUUCUCUUCAAUGUACGAUAAUAUCACGAAGACUUUGAACCAGGUCAGACAACAGCAGGUCUUCCUCAACGACCGGCGCCAGCGCCCCGCAGACCUGAAGUUACAGCUCGACGUCUACAAAGCCUGCGACAGCUGCACCCUGUCCGUCGAGAACCUCAUCGGCCAAUUCAGCAGCCCUUUCUUCCACCACAGAGGCCCCCACAACAUCAUGGCCAUGAUUGCGGUCGUCAAUGCUCAUAUCAACAAGAUCGACGACUUCCGCGGAAAGCAGAUGAGAAUGGCCAACUUCGGCUACAACCUCGAGAGGGCGGUGAAGCAGACCGAGGCCCACAUCCGGCAGCUGGCGGAGCUGGCGAGGCUGAUCAAGGAGGCAUAUGUUGCUGCCAAGGCGGCGAAGGAGGCUGCUGCUGCCAACACGGCGAAGGAGGCGGAGUCUGAGCUCGGCGGAAAGGCAAAUGGGAGUGGUAAUCACUCCUAG
Diaporthe batatas is the source of this 1026-nucleotide messenger RNA. RefSeq lists its product as uncharacterized. The coding region runs from base 1 to 1026 and encodes 341 amino acids. The transcript is spliced from 2 exons. Lineage: Eukaryota; Fungi; Ascomycota; Sordariomycetes; Diaporthales; Diaporthaceae. The record is from RefSeq and is a predicted model, not a curated record.